AUGGACUUAAAAUUAAAAAAGAAAGUAAUGGACUCAUGUCUCUUGCCCUGUCUCGCUUAUGGAUGUCAAACGUGGAUAUUUGACAACAUAACCAGAAGAAAACUCACAUCGUGUCAAAGAGGCUUAGAACGUAGUUCACUAAACAUCAAGCUAAAGGACAGGGUUCGCCAUGGGAAAAUAAGAAAGCAGACUGGUGUGAUAGAUGUCUUGUCCUUCGCUCGUGGCCUGAAAUGGAGGUGGGCGGGCCACGUGGCACGCUACACUGAUAAGAGGUGGACAAAGACUGUGACUAUGUGGAGUGGUCCCCAUGGAUAUAGAAGCAGAGGCCGACCAAAAGCGAGAUGGAAGGACGAAAUAGAAUCAUUCGGUACAAGAAAUUGGCCAAUUCUGGCAAAAAACCGUGUUAAGUGGCAAUCUCUGGAGGAGGCCUUCACCCGUAGAGGGGUCCAGGGCAAUAUGGAUUCCUUCUUCAGCCUCUUCGAUCCAUCUGAAGGCAAACAGGGAUCCAAGAAGAAUAAGAGACCAGAACAAGAUAAUGUGAAGAAAAAAGCAGACGCACCAAAAGGAAGAAGAAGAGGAAGACGCGCGCACGGAAAAAAUGAGACGCUUCCGGAACAAUCGUCGUUCCUGUGCGAACCUGAGUUGAGUACGGACGUCUUGGUUAAAGACGGCAGCUAUAUAGAGAGCUACAUAGCAUUAAAUAAGGAUGAAGAUGCCAAAGUGGAUCCUGAUAGGAAACCGAAGCGUCGCAACUCGGGCCGCAAGAACCGCAGGAAAAAGAACAAAGUGUCACCGAUGAAGGAGACAGCUGGUAACGCCUGGACGGAAGCCGACGCGACCAGCUGGAACAAUCAGGCCGAAGUGAGGACAGAGCUGAAGUUGUGCAAUGACGUCGGCAAGAACGUGAACGAUCUUAAGAAGAGUUAUAAGAGCAAUCACAGGAAAGAGACCGAUGAUUUCGAAGAGACAGGUUACGAUGAUUCGGUCUACAAUGUCAUAGAGAAACUCGAGAAAGUAGGCUUGAAGGACGACACCUAUUUGGCCGGCGACUUCAACACUGACGAAUUGGACAAUGAACUGUUCAGUUCUGAAGAAAUGGAGGAUUCGUUCGACGACACUGCCUCUGAACGUGACGACUCAAGCGAAGAAGUAUAUGGUAGUCUACCACCAGAGCCUAGAUUCGGCAACGUGGAAUAUAAGUUACAACUGGUGUCACCUUGCGAGAGAAGAUUCCAGCAUCUAGUCACUCAGUUGAAAUGGCGUCUUCGAUCCGGAGGGGGAAGUGCGGUAUACGUGUUAGGUGUGAGGGACUGCGGUGCCCUAAGGGGCCUGAGGGCGAAGGCUCUCAGGGCUUCGCUACACUCGUUGAGAAGAAUGGCUAGAACGUUAUCAGCUACUCUAACACAUAUAACAGCAAGGAGAGUAGCACCUCACAGGGCUGUGGCCGAAGUUUACAUAAGAAAGUUGGCAGACACUCAGCAAAGUGUAGAACUGAGAGUAGCUGUGAUGGGGGCGAACGAAGCUGGCAAAUCUACCCUUAUUGGUGUUCUGACCCAGGGAGAACUGGAUAACGGCAGAGGCAGCGCUCGUUUGAAUAUGUUCAGGCAUCUGCACGAAGUGAAAAGUGGCAGAACAUCGUCGCUCAGUCACGAGAUACUUGGGUUCGAUGCUCAGGGUAACGUGGUGAAUUAUGGCUGUUCUGAACUGAUGACCGCUGAGCGUAUAGGGGAGAGGAGUGCCAAGUUGGUAUCAUUCCUCGACUUGGCCGGACACGCCAAAUAUCAGAGGACCACGUUACACGGACUGUGCGGAUAUUGUCCCCAUCACGCCAUGCUAGUGAAUACCUUGACUUAUUUAUUUACUCUUGGCCACCGUAAUCUACCAUCAGUUCCAAAUUUGGAAGUUUUUUCCAAGAAGAAGAACUGGCAAAACCAACUCCCAACAAGACAAAUAUCAGCAACUGCUGGAAUCACCCGUAUCACAGAGGAACACCUGUCUCUACUGGUCGCUUUGGACUUGGACUUCUUCGUGGUUAUAACCAAGUGUGAUAUCGCCGGAGGUUCUUUGAGACAGCUUCAGCAACAGCUGGGCGAUAUUCUGGCGCAAACUAACAAGAAACCCCUGUUGAUAACCGACGAAAAUCUAGCAAGAAACUGCGUAGCACCACAGAAACUGAUCAUAGACACCAUAGAGAAUGGAUUAGACGAGAAACCAACAGAGAAGGAAGAUGAUGUGAAUCUAUGGCCGGUACCGGUAUUUCCCGUGAGCUGCGUACGAGGUGUCGGCGUGAAUAGUCUUCACGCUUACCUGUUGGCGUUACAACCGCCCGCCCAUAGGCAACACGAUAACGAGACGUGCGAAUUUCAAAUCGACGAGAUAUUCCACGUGGGGGACACUAGUGGUCCUGUUGUUGGGGGACUGUUGGCUCGUGGACAGUUGUACGAGGGAGACAACCUCAUCAUAGGUCCUUUCGAAACUGGUGAAUUCAAAGAGAUAACAGUCCGCACUAUAUAUAGGAAUAGAGCACGUUGCGGAUGCGUACGCGCAGGCCAUUGCGCCAGUCUAGGGUUAUCCGCCAAUCAGCCGAUGAGGUUAAGACCAGGAAUGGUACUGCUAACUAAACCACACAAGUACAGUAACGGGCCCAAACCCGUGUUCGGUGGAUGUCCGAGAGGGAAGUGCAAGAUGAGAACAGAGGCUACCGAUAUAGUAUUGAACAGUAUUCAUGCCAAAGAGAAUAACACAAAGAACAGAAAGAACGUGAGGAGGAAAAACAGGAAUCUGUUACAAGACAUAGACAAUGUAGAGAGCUCUCUAGUUAAAGUCAUAGACAAGGACCCUAAUAUAUAUAAUUCGGACAGCGAUGUGGAAAGAGGUGUUGGGGCGAAGAUCGUGGACAAAUUAGAAGACAACGUUUACCGGUCUGAUAGCGAUAGGGAUAAAGACAAUAUUGACGACAGCCAAGAUUGCAUAUGCGGUGAUACCGUUCUUCUAGAAGAUCCUAAUGACCCCAGAGGCUGCAUGUACUUUCAGGCCUCAGUUCAUGUAUUGAGACACUCGACAGCAAUAUAUCCUGGUUUCCAAUGUACCGUUCAUAUCGGGAACGUGCGUCAAACUGCUAUUAUAGAGGGCAUAUUAUCUAGAAACAGUCUAGUCCGUGCCGGCGGAUGGGCAGCCCUAGUUUUCCGUCUGACCCGAUGUCCUGAAUAUAUUCAGAGAGGUCGCAGAUUGCUUCUAGCAGCCGGCCAGGGAACCAGAUUUCAGACAAGCGCAUCAGAUGCCACCUUGGAACAAUUGGAUUCUUGCACGCUGCAGAAAUUUAACGAAAAAAGUAUUUUCGGCCAAUUUUUUCUUAUAAACUGCCAGUAUUGUUUUCGUUCUAAGGCGUUGAUCGAUGUAUACUGGGUGUUAGGGGAACGCUUCCGAAAACGAAAACCAGUGAUAGAGUAA
Messenger RNA from Diatraea saccharalis (sugarcane borer), 3450 nucleotides. NCBI's taxonomy places the organism in Eukaryota, Metazoa, Arthropoda, Insecta, Lepidoptera, Crambidae. The record is from the annotation of a GenBank genome assembly.